AUGACAUCUUUAAAUGGGCCUCAAUACCACCAAAGUCACAGUGCUGGUGCCAGUCUGGGAUUCAUGUCUUCUCCAGCGACUUCUCUUUCGAGCCCGUUCUCGCAGCCUCCUCAUUCGGCUUACUUGCCAUCCCCAGGUGCUGCCCACAGAGGUAGUUCUCCAAUGACUAUGAGAGUGUCAUCGUCGUCAUAUAGUGCGCCCUACAAUCCUCAGGAGUGGGCGCCUAUGAAUGGAGAUGGAUCUCCUCAGAUUGCUCAGGUUACGCAUUCUCAGCGCAGUCAUGCGAUUCGCAUUGUGCAACCGUCAAAUUUGCAGCACAGUCUGGAAUCUGUGCCAUCACCACCACCGCCAUACACUCCAAGGACCCAGGCACCAUCGCCCCCAGGCCCAACGUCUAUACCGGUUCAAACCCCACAACAUGGAACGCCAAACGAUAAUAUCAAUGGCAAUGCAAGGUAUCACAUUGGAGUCCCUCACCCUCGACCUCUAUCAAUGAUCUCGAUGACUGAAGGUAACGUAAGCUGGCAAUCCACAUAUAGUGUGCCUCCUCCACCUCCUCCAGCAGGAGCGUCCAGAUCGUCAUCCCGGGCAGAUGCAGAUCGCUAUCAAACCAGCAUGGAUCCUGGAUACGGCAAUCCAACGCCUGAACCGAUUGUCUCUCAUUACCUGACGACCACCCAGCAGCAGGCAACGUACGGCGAGGUGAAUAAUAUGCGUCAGUUCGAUAUGCCGUUACAUGCCCCAUCUUCCAAGAGAGCUGCUUCGACUGGUGCUUUGAAUACUGCCACAUCUUCAGGAUUGUUAAAUCCGGCCUACGACCGUUCAUCGCCGCGAAAUAGCUGGGAACCUGGAAUGCCGCUUCCGCCGCCUCCUCCUGGGCCCCCGCCGGCAGCAAGAUCGCGGAGUGCCAGUACUACUACAUCGGAUGCUUCUUCAAGACGUGCAUUGCAGGUUCCGCGCUCACGGGUUCCUCCGGUCUUGGGAACUACCCUUGGCCAAGUCCCACCCACUCCAGCAGACUGGGUAGAUGAGACUGUUGCAUCAAGGCGCGAACCCGAUGGAGCGCGAAGAUUACAAAUCGACACGGAGGUUGCAUAUAACACUGCGACAGUGCCUAGAGAACGAGAAGCAGAGCCAGAAUCUGCAGAACCGUCGUCCUCUCGAAGAGCAUCUAGUCGCGGGGGACUAUUCCGCAGCCUUGCCGUGAAAAGAGACCCCAGCGCCAAGGGUAUACGUGAACGUCGAAUUGAGAACCGGCACCGACGGCAGCAAGUUUCUGAAGAUCUCUCUGCCGUGUCCACUAAUAGUAAUCCUUGGGCAAACGCGUUAACACCAACGAAUCUAGUUCUCAACGGUUCCACCACUGAUAACUCUGGCGACAAGACCCCAAGCGGACGACAACAGACAUUUUCCAAGCCACUUUCGAGUGCACGAAGCACGAAGUCGGAGGAAAUACCGUCCACAAGUCGGUCUCGGACGUCGUCUGGGCUGUUCUCAGAUCAAUCCUCGUACGGAACGCCAAAACCAGAGUCGAUAUUCUCACAUGCAGAGGUGACACCCACUCCACCUUUCUCACCGGAGAAUGAGUCGCCGUUAGCCAAGGACAAACACCAUUUGCUAAACUCCAAACCUUUGCCCACAACGCCUCCAAGCUCGGCUGGCGAGUCGAAACCAUCCUCGCGGCCUGGAACCAGACUUGAAGAUCGACCGGUGUCUCAUUUGCUGCAUAUUCCGAACGAUAUUGUUUCUGUGCUCCCGCCACUCUCUCCACGUCGUAUGUCGACCACUCAGACACCGUCGCUUGAUUCGGUCCUUCAUAGUGAUAAUGACUUCUUGGAUGGUGGUCUGCAAAGGUAUCGAGCAACGCUUGAGAAGGAGGCUGCGGCAACCAGUGAAUCAGAGGCUUUGAAGAUAUUCAUGGACUUUUUGGUCACCGAGUCACAGCUUCGACGGCGGUUGUAUGCGCGUGCUGUCAAUGAUGCGGAAGCCGAUAUUGAAAACACACGCAAGAAACUUUUCAUAAUACAAGAAACCCCACAAGCUUCUCGAGGAAAGCCAACGGGCAUCAAACUGGAUACGUCGUUCACUGAGCAGAAUAGGCCUUCGGGAGGUAUGUCUACACGGCCCGAGUCCAUGUGGUGGAACAACUAUAAGCCUUGCCUGUCUCCUAUCGCUAGUAUAAGUAUUGAGAAUGAUGAGAUGAGUUCUAGGGGUCGACCACCUAGUCGUUGGUGGGAGUCAAAGACUGGCUCAAGCAGUGAAGGAGGAGAGCGAGUGUCGCUUAGAUCCAAACGGGAAUCGAAGUACAUGGGUGUACCAAGAGAACUACGAGAAGAGAUGCAACGUGGCUAUGGUGGACCUCUUUCCGUCACGGAAGAAGAACAAUAUAGUGAUCAACAAAACUUCUCGCAAGGAGGGUACGGUCCGGAUGAGUAUCCGCCUGAAAAGGUUGGACUGCACGAACCAGAGAUGAAUACGGCUCAAUAUCAUCAAUAUCAGCUUGAGAUCUCGCAAGCGAGUCAAUAUCGAGAACCUCGUGGGCCGAAGAAGAUGGAUAUUUCGCGAUUGGUGACGCUUCCACCACCUUAUCCGAGACAUCAUCCUGCUGUUAACAACAGCCAUCCGGAUCUUGUCGUCUAUCGAACCACGGUUCGCUCAAUCAGCGAUAUAUCAGAGAUCAGGGCAACCAGGGAACAAUACAAUCAGCAAAUGGCGCAGCUGAAACAGGAGCACGAGACCAAGAUCCGAGAAAAUCGCAAAUAUUUUACGGCUAAUAUCCAGCAACAAAUCCAGGAAGGCAGCAUCAAAUACGCCGAGGCUGCAGAGGCAGAAGCGGCACUUGAAGCCGAAGAGCAAAAGAAGCAAAGAGACUUGGCGCAAAGUGAAUAUGAUAGUUAUCAGAAAAUGGUGAUGGAACCACUGCAUCUUAUUCUCAGUGAGCGGGUGAACAGGGCCACAGAACGAAUCAAUGAGCUCAGCGGGAAACUCAAAGAAGACAUUCAACAUGAAAACCCAGAUCGUACGCAGGAGGAAGGAGACGAGAAACCGGAGAUCUUGGAGCAACUUACUCAACUGAAAUGGCUCUUUGAGGCUCGCGAACAGCUCUAUCGUGAAAUUUAUGAUCUUCUCGGUGAAAGCAAUGAAAAAUACCGAGCAAUUGUCACUUUGCCGUAUAAGCAAGGUGAAAACGACGAAAAACUUCGAGAAGCUGAUGCAUUCUUCAUCAAGGAUUCUUACGAUCGCCGCGUCCAGUACGAAUCCGAGUCUCUUGCUAGAACGGAAGCGUUCAUGGAUGUGGUGGAAGAAAACGUCAAGCGUGGUGUUGAGACGCAUCUUUCCGCCUUUUGGGAUAUUGCACCUUCACUGCUCACGUUGGUGCAGCAAGUACCUGAGAAUCUGUCCAGCUUCCAAAUCGAGAUCCCCGCGCAGGAAUACGAGGAGAAUCCGAGCUACUAUCAAUUCCCCUUGCAAUAUCUGUACUCUCUACUAUCCCACGCCGAGAAGUCAUCAUAUCAAUUUAUCGAAUCCCAGACAAAUCUCCUCUGCCUCUUACACGAAGUCCGAUCCGGAGUCAUGAUGACAAAUUGUCGUUUGAUGGCGGCACAGCGAACUCGGCACGGAGAAUCCGAGGACUCGGUGCGCAGGGAGAUGCAGGAGAUGCAAGCCCGGGAGGAACGAGAAUUGACAGUCGAUCUGAAAGAGAAAGUCUCUACUGUUGAGGGCCAGUGGACUGAGGCUUUGGGCAGUCAGAUACAAAGUCUCCGGACGAGGGUGAAAGAUCACCUGCUUGCUGAAGAUGGUUGGGAUGAGACUUUGGAGCAAUUGGAGUGAUAUUCAUUAUGAAAUGGGAAAGGAUGAUUUAUGACUUUAUUUUCUUGUUAUUAUUAUUCUUUUUGAUUUGAUUUUGAGGGAGAGAGAGGAGAGCAAUAUACCCACUGUCGUUAUUGAUAUCUUCAUCCUGUU
Molecule: messenger RNA, 3963 nt
Organism: Talaromyces stipitatus ATCC 10500
Lineage: Eukaryota; Fungi; Ascomycota; Eurotiomycetes; Eurotiales; Trichocomaceae
Exons: 2
Coding region: 1-3831 (1276 amino acids)
Source: RefSeq, a predicted model, not a curated record